Messenger RNA from Dalotia coriaria, 1764 nucleotides. RefSeq names its product phenoloxidase-activating factor 2-like. Gene Ontology annotation, molecular function: serine-type endopeptidase activity. Lineage: Eukaryota; Metazoa; Arthropoda; Insecta; Coleoptera; Staphylinidae. The coding region runs from base 102 to 1241 and encodes 379 amino acids. Gene Ontology annotation, biological process: proteolysis. The record is from RefSeq and is a predicted model, not a curated record. The transcript has 3 exons.
UUUCGCAUGCGGUUUAUUUUACAAUUGAUGACAAUUGGCGUACAACGUGACAAGGAGACAUUAUAAUUACCUAGACGCAAUUCAUUAUAAAACAUAAUAAAAUGUUUCAUCCCAAUAUAAUUUUGCUAGUGCUGUUAACUGCAAUAAAAGUAUGUCUGGUACAAGUAAGUAAUUAUAAUCCAUACAGUUUGUAUCUGCAAACUUCAAUGGUGGCGGAAACCACGGUGCAAACAAACAAGAAUUGUUUUUGUGUGCCAUACUGGCAAUGCAAAGAAGACUUUGUUGGUUUAGUUGAUGAUGGUGCUGAUAUCAUGGAUAUAAGAGUUUACGAGGAAGAAACACAAGAAGAUGAAAGUGAAGAAUGCACAGGAGACUUUGAUGUCUGUUGUCAAGUGCAAUGCGGAAAGUUAGGCAGCAUUAGCAAUUCUUCCCUGAUCGGUGACACAUUAGCAUAUAGAAUAGUAAGUGACGGUGCAAAUCCAUCAAACGCAGCCAACUUCGGUGAGUUUCCCUGGAUGUUGGGACUACUACAAAACCGUGCGUACAAAUGUGGCGCGUCUUUAAUUCAUCCUAAGGUAGCCAUCACUGCAGCGCAUUGUGUAGCUCAAGGCGGCGUAUUCAAAGUACGCGCAGGUGAAUUCGAUUGGGCGAAUCAACAAGAACCAUUACCUCAUCAAGAUAGAUUAACACAAAAGAUUAUAAUUCAUCCUCAUUAUCAUCCGCCAUCUUUAAGUAAUGACAUCGCUCUGCUUAUUUUGAAUCAAGAAUUCAAACUCACUGAAAACAUCGGCGUGGUUUGCCUCCCGCCGCAGGCCCCGAAAGGUUCCCAACCAACAAUAGAUAAAGCAUGUAUAGCAAGCGGAUGGGGCAAGAACUCUUAUCAAAAUGGCGCUUAUCAAACCACACUUAAAAAGGUUGAACUUCCGGUGGUUCCUCAACAACAAUGCCUGCACAGCCUACGCACAGCUCGCCUUGGACCACAUUUCCAGUUACAUCCGAGUUUCAUGUGUGCUGGUGGAAAGCACAACAAAGAUACGUGCAAAGGAGACGGUGGAAGUCCAUUGGUGUGUCCAGUGGACGAUUCCAAUGAGCACUUCGAACAAGUUGGCAUCGUCUCAUGGGGCCUAACGUGCGGGCUGCGUAACACACCAGGCGUGUACGUGAACGUUGCCAUGUUCAUCGAUUGGAUCGAUAAACAAUUAAUUUCGUUGAAUCUCGAUACAUUUAUCUACAAAUUAUGAAGAGGAUAAUCUCUGAAUAUCAGGAUUAAAGUAUUUUUUAUAUAUAAUGACGACGCACAGCAAGUCAUAUCUUACAAGAUUUUAUAUUAUUAUAGCACAUUCACAAUGUUCAUACUUUGGAAAUGUUUUCUUGUUUUCUUAUAUUAUUUUGAUGCCCAAGGAUGAUUCUUCAUGUCCUGUUAAUCAAAGGUGACACACAACUUGCGAGUUGUUGUUUCGACAAUGCACAACAUUGCCAAUUUACCUACGAUGAUGCACAAUUGCGACAAUAAUGUGUAAUACUAAGAAACAACUGCAAACGCAGCGUGACUUUGCAAAAGUGUCUCCGCUUCAAACAUCCAGCAUCUUGUAUCGUCUUAAAAAUUGUAGUUAUUUGGACUGUCUCUUAAAAGGUACGACGCCUUCAUUCGAAAUUUCAAUGUCAAUGUGUAAACUAUGAAUCGUGUCAGUUUCUUUAUAUAUUUUAAUAACACUCGCCUAAUUUUAUACCGUGUGUAGUUCUAAUAAAACAGAAUUUAACAAA